Molecule: messenger RNA, 1369 nt
Organism: Rhinolophus ferrumequinum (greater horseshoe bat)
Lineage: Eukaryota; Metazoa; Chordata; Mammalia; Chiroptera; Rhinolophidae
Gene: VPS72
Product: vacuolar protein sorting 72 homolog
Exons: 6
Coding region: 101-1195 (364 amino acids)
Biological process (GO): chromatin remodeling; regulation of DNA-templated transcription
Cellular component (GO): nucleus
Molecular function (GO): ATP-dependent H2AZ histone chaperone activity
Source: RefSeq, a predicted model, not a curated record
GCCGCCGCCUGCCCCCCGCAGGUAGUGGUGUCGAGCGCCGAGCCCCGAGAACCGCGCUGGGUGAGGGGCCGCUGGUGGCGGCGCAGUCUCGGUAGGCGUUAUGAGUUUGGCUGGGGGCCGGGCCCCUCGGAAGACCGCGGGGAACCGGCUUUCUGGGCUCCUGGAGGCAGAGGAGGAAGAUGAGUUCUACCAGACGACUUAUGGGGGUUUCACGGAGGAAUCAGGAGAUGACGAGUAUCAAGGGGACCAGUCAGACACAGAGGAUGAGGUGGAUUCCGACUUUGACAUUGACGAAGGGGAUGAACCGUCCAGUGAUGGAGAAGCGGAAGAGCCGAGAAGGAAGCGCCGGGUGGUCACCAAAGCCUACAAGGAGCCUCUCAAGAGCUUGAGGCCUCGAAAGGUCAGCACCCCAGCUGGUAGCUCUCAGAAGACCCGAGAAGAGAAGGCACUGGUACCACUAGAGCUACAGGAUGACGGCUCUGACAGUCGGAAGUCCAUGCGUCAGUCUACAGCUGAACAUACACGACAGACAUUCCUUCGGGUGCAGGAGAGGCAGGGCCAGUCGCGGCGGCGGAAAGGGCCCCACUGUGAGCGGCCACUGACCCAGGAGGAGCUGCUCAGGGAGGCCAAGAUCACAGAGGAGCUCAACUUACGUUCCCUGGAGACGUACGAGCGGCUGGAGGCUGACAAAAAAAAGCAGGUUCAUAAGAAGCGCAAGUGCCCUGGGCCCAUAAUCACCUAUCACUCAGUGACAGUGCCGCUGGUGGGGGACCCAGGCCCUAAAGAAGAGAACGUGGAUGUGGAGGGACUUGAUCCUGCUCCCACGGCCUCUGCAUUGACUCCCAGUGCCGGGACCGGACCCGCCGUCCCUCCUGCUCGCUGCUCACGGACCUUCAUCACUUUUAGUGAUGAUGCGACAUUUGAGGAAUGGUUUCCCCAGGGGCGGCCCCCAAAGGUCCCUGUUCGGGAGGUGUGCCCAGUGACUCAUCGCCCAGCCCUGUACCGGGACCCUGUCACAGACAUACCCUACGCCACUGCGCGAGCCUUCAAGAUCAUUCGUGAGGCCUACAAGAAGUACAUCACUGCCCACGGACUGCCGCCCACGGCCUCGGCCCUGGGCCCGGGCCCUCCACCUCCUGAGCCCCUCCCCGGCUCUGGGCCCCGAGCCCUGCGCCAGAAAAUCGUCAUCAAGUGAAGAGAUGUCCUUCCGGACCGUUCCUACCCUGACGUGGGGCUCUCCAUGUCCUCGCUCCUCUCCCUGCAUCUCCCUUUGUCAUCUCUGAUCUUCUCCCAGCCGUUUUCUGUAUUUCUUUCCCUAGUUCCUACUGGUUUUGUUUGUGUUUUUUAAUCUAAUAAAAUAGAAAGAUCC